This is a messenger RNA of Fusarium redolens, 2105 nucleotides long. RefSeq lists its product as uncharacterized. The transcript is spliced from 4 exons. The record is from RefSeq and is a predicted model, not a curated record. Bases 242 to 2011 code for a protein of 589 amino acids. Gene Ontology annotation, molecular function: DNA binding; DNA-binding transcription factor activity, RNA polymerase II-specific; zinc ion binding. NCBI's taxonomy places the organism in Eukaryota, Fungi, Ascomycota, Sordariomycetes, Hypocreales, Nectriaceae. Gene Ontology annotation, cellular component: nucleus. Gene Ontology annotation, biological process: DNA-templated transcription; regulation of DNA-templated transcription.
GGAGUCAUGGAUGUCCUGGGUGGCAUUUGUGAACGGAUGUCUCCGGAUUAACGGGAUCAGUUAGUCCCAUUGAUGCGGCCGCAUUCUCCGCACUCAUCUCCGCGCUAAAAGCACGGAGUUAGCAGUAUGUACGCCGACUCGCGACUGUGCAUAUUCUCAACGUGGGGCUGACAUCCGCGUCUGUCAAUUAAUCGAUUGAGUAAUACACCCACCACAAACACGAGACUUACAUACACCAACCAUGGCAACCCGUAGCGAGCAAGCUUGCAAAGCCUGCAAAAAGCAGAAGCGGCGCUGCGAUAAGGCUCUCCCUGAGUGUAGCUUAUGCAAGCGGACUCAACGCGCGUGCGAGUAUGGCGUCCCUGCCGAGUUUCAACCAACUGCUGGCGAUUGGCACAUUAUGCAGGCACGUCUCGCUGAGCUCGAGAAUCGUCUGGCUAAUUCUCCGAGAGCCACCGACCAGCACAUCUUGAGCCCAAUCUCAGGCCCAGCUUCGGGGUCAGCGUUGGGACAAGACUCAACGUCUGGCGCGACAUUCUGCGACUCCAUCGAUGCGCACAGCAUCGGGUCAAAUAGUGUCAACUCAUCGUCCCAAUCCAUCGGUUUCACGCCUUCCUAUUCUGCUGUCGAAUAUUCAGGUUUAACCUCGGUGACCCAUUUCCCGGCAUCUAUGUUUCUCGAUGUUGACUGCUAUGUAUGGUCUCAUGCUAGACUGCCAGUUCCCACCGGCGCCAUUCCUGCGCCCGUCCUUGCGCUUCUCAGCCAAGGCAACGUCGUUCUAGAUGUAUCACGAGACUACUUUGCGACGAUUCAUACCUGGUUCCCCAUCAUAUCUAAAAAGAGGAUGGAUAUGGGUCUACCUGUGCAGAAUGCAGGCCCCGAUCUCGCCAUGCUGUUCCUUGGAAUGAAGCUUGCCACGACUCCUGCUGUCGACAUAACCGACUCAGCCUUGUAUGAUACAGCCAAAACCUUCCUCGCUAGUCUGGAGGGUAAUGGUGUCGUCUCGCUACUCUGUCUUCAGGCUAUGAUCCUCGUAGCCUUGUAUGAAUAUUCGCAUGCGAUCUAUCCGGCAACUUGGAUGACUGUCGGGUCGUGCGUGCGCUAUUCUGAUAUCUUGGGCAUCGCCCCUGGUGAUUAUUCUCCAUUAGGUCAAGUGACAACAUGGACGGAGGCUGAAGAGAGAAGGAGAGUAUGGUGGAGUAUCUAUAUCCUCGAUAAGCUUGUGUCGAUGGGAAGCAGGAAGCGUUGCUUAUUACCUGAUCUCCAACCGGAGGGUAAAUUGCCUGUUGAUGAUGACGCAUGGGACCGGGGCGACGUCAGCAUGGCGGUCAGCCACUCAACGUCAAUACCAUAUCAUUUCCAGCAAUCUGCAUUCGCAAGACUAUGUCAAGCCUCAAUGUAUCUCGGACGUGCGACCAGCUACGCACGCGAUAAGUCAGCCAUGAGCACUUCCCGUGUUGAACAAGUCAUGUCUUUCGCCGAGGAACUGUCAGCCUUCGAGGAAGUUGUGAAUAAUGAAAGUGCAGCCCUUGGCCCUGACAGGGGUUCCGCUCUUCUUGCACCUCGAUGUAUCGCCCGCUCAGCGCUCUUCGUCACCCUCGACCGUUUCACUUGCCCGGAAAAGAUCAGUGCAGAGCCUGGAUAUGUAGAUAGUCCCGGGGACAAGACACAGAAGGAGCUCGAGCUUCAAAAACAGUCUAUGCAUAUCAUAGGACAGGCCAGCGAACAGCUACACACUAUGGGCAUGGCCAUGUUGCCAAUGCUCAGGGCAGAAAUGGUAUCUUCGCUCGGGAAUGUGAGCCCUUUCAUCUUGGACUCCAUCUACGCAAGUGCAGCGACAUUCCAUUGGCUUCUUGGUGAGGGCGGGAAUGAAGUUUACCGCACGGCUGCGGCUGAUCUGGAUAUGUUUCUGGAUACUAUGAGCUCGAGGUGGCGGCUUGGAAGCACUUACCGCGAAAUGCUGAUGGUUCACGACGUCACAGCAAGGGUCGAAGCUAGGACGAUGGUAUGAUAGAAUAGUUUUUAAGUUCCGAAUGUAUUAUGAAACGUUAUUCUUAGUAAAGUUCGUUCUGUAAUAAGAAUAGAGAAACGGCCCAUCGAUCGCG